This is a messenger RNA of Mesitornis unicolor (brown roatelo), 1239 nucleotides long. RefSeq names its product mannose phosphate isomerase (gene MPI). The transcript is spliced from 5 exons. The coding region runs from base 1 to 1239 and encodes 412 amino acids. The record is from RefSeq and is a predicted model, not a curated record. Gene Ontology annotation, molecular function: mannose-6-phosphate isomerase activity; zinc ion binding. Lineage: Eukaryota; Metazoa; Chordata; Aves; Mesitornithiformes; Mesitornithidae. Gene Ontology annotation, cellular component: cytosol. Gene Ontology annotation, biological process: GDP-mannose biosynthetic process; carbohydrate metabolic process.
AUGGGCACACACCCCCGUGGUGAUGCCAUCAUCCGGGAUAACCGCAUCUCCCAAAAAACGCUGGGCCAGUGGAUUGCUGACAACCCUGCCUGCCUGGGGGUGAAGGUGAAGGACGCCUUCCAGGGCCGCCUGCCCUUCCUCUUCAAGGUCCUGUCGGUCAACACCGCCCUCUCCAUCCAAGCACACCCCAACAAGGAGCUGGCGGUGAAGCUGCACGCCCAGUUCCCCGAGCACUACCCUGAUGCCAACCACAAGCCCGAAAUGGCCAUUGCUCUCACCCCCUUUGAGGGCCUGUGUGGCUUUCGGCCAGUGGAGGAGAUCGUCGCCUUCCUCCAGAGUGUCCCUGAGCUGCGGGCGCUGAUUGGGGAGGUGGCAGCAGAGCAGCUGGAGCGCAGUGGCAGCGAUGACCCCCGUGGUGUCUCGGCUGCCCUCCGCGUCUGCUUCACCCGCCUGAUGAAGAGCGAGAAGAAGUUCUUCGUCGACCAGCUCAACAUGCUGGUGAAGAGGAUCUCCCAGGAAGCGGCAGAAGGGAAGGACACGUCAGGGAGCAACGGGGACCUGCUGCUGCGCCUGCACUCCCAGUACCCGGGGGACAUUGGCUGCUUCACCAUUUAUUUCCUCAACCUGGUGAGGCUGGAGCCGGGGGAGGCCAUGUUCCUGGGAGCCAACGAGCCCCACGCCUACCUGCACGGAGGUGAGCAUCAUGGGGGGCUUUCCUCACCCAGGACCUCGCAGGGUGGCCACGGUCUCCUGCAGAAGGUUGCCCCCUCCCUGGGCUGUGCGGGAGGGCUGGGGGUGCGGGGAGGGCUGACGGCGUUGUCUCGUCCCCGCCGACUACCGGGCGUGCAUGCGGUGCGCGCCGGGCUCACCCCCAAAUUCAUCGACGUGCUCACCUUGUGCGAGAUGCUCAACUACACGCCGGCACCCAGCAGCUCCAAGAUCUUCCCGGCUGCGCAGAGCCAGCUCGACCCCAGCGUCUACCUCUACGACCCGCCUGUGCCAGACUUCACCAUCAUGAGGAUAGAGGUCCCUGCCUCCAUCAAGCUGUACCUGGUCUCCGCUGUGGAUUCUGCCAGCAUCUUGCUGGUGAUCCAAGGGACGGCUGUGGGCACCUCCACAGCUGCAGCCUCUGAAAUGAGUCUGCGGCGCGGCUCCGUGCUCUUCAUCUCCGCCAACGAGAGCAUCUCCCUCCACCUCUCCUCACCCGAUGGGGUGCUGAAAAAAAAAUCCCUCCUCUGA